AAUUCCCACAUCAUUUAUUACACUAAAAACAAACACAAACAAAAUAUAUACACAUUUAUAUAUAGAUUCACACAUACAAGCUGUAUUUAUAUAUAGCGUAUUAUAGCAAAAACAUGCCACGUGACUCCAUAAAAAAAAUCCGGAAAAGAUUAAAGUUAAAGAAAAGUAUAAUGUUUAUCUUCAGAAUGAUGUUCAGAUCCAGAUUGUUUUUUGACACCAGUGAGGAAAGACAAACAAUUUCAAUUUCGUCCGUUCUGAAAGAACAAUUUCUUAACCAAGUUAUUAGUUAUAUAACCAACGAUUUGACAAUGGUCGCUUAGAAGAGUAUAUGUACAAUGGUAGUUGGAUUAAGUUUUGCGGGCAAUUUGCCUCUGACCCCAGAUAUGAUUGGCCAAAUCAGCUUUGAUUAUAAUCGAGAGAAGAUAUAUCUGGCAACUUCCUUUUCUAUCAAACUUGCAACUAAUUCAUUUUCAGUUUUUCCGAUUAUUUUUCAAAAGAACAUGAUUUCUUAGACUUUUAAAAUAAAGUAGCUUAAAAAAUGAAAUACUUUUACUGACCUUAAUACGACAGAUGAUAUUACAUGUGUGUCUUAGAUAAAUUAUCUACCAAGUUCAACAGGUGACUUCGACAUUUUACUUUUUUCAAUUCAGAUGAAUUUAUCAUCAGUUAGUUGACAGAUUGAUCGUUUUCGCCUUUUCGCGUGUAAUCAUUUUCUACAUUUUAUAAUUUAAUUUGUGUUAUUUUUAGCCAUUCCAAUAUGCUUCCAUUAUUAAACACUAAUCAAUCAAGUCUACUAUAUUCAUCAAUGAAUAGUUCUGCUAUGGAUAACAAUCCCAAGGUUCAAAUUGCUUCAAACUUUACCAACAACAACAGUCUUAACUGCAACCUAAUCACAGUUUUAUCAAUUUAUCCACCAAUAAAACCUCUUUUGGAAGAAUUUCGAAAAAAUUUUCACUAAUAUUCUAGAACAACCAAAUUGUCAGCAUAGUUCAGCCAAAUCAUUAUCUUAUUUAACAUCAUAGCAACCAGAAAAGUGUUUAAAAGGAUCGAUUCGUACUAUCUCAAUGGCUUUCGCAGCAGGGGGCGGGGCGACCUUUGUGAAACUUCUUCGAAAGGGUGAGGGGGCAUCGAGAGCACAGAGACGGGCGGCCUCCAGUUUUCCCAGGAGAGGUACUUCUUUUCGCAGGGGAGGAGGAGGAGGAGGAGGAGGAGGGGCGGAGGUGGGCAAGCCCCCGUUGACAGAUGAGCAGACACGGCAAAUGGAGGUUGUUUCCAGGGAAUACAGAGCACAGUUUUGCAGGCCAGACAUUCAAAGUGCCUUGGAUGAGAUUGAAACCCUGGAACAGCGCUAUGACGAGAUAGAUGGGAUAAAAAGCACCGCUGGUGAAGAGCAGACCAUCUCGUUGAACAAUGAGAUCCAUUCAAUAGUACCCGAUGGGCUCAAGUUACCAUUAGAAAAAAAAAUUAGCACCUUGUCAACAAUGCGACGGUGUGAGGGCGCUCCCCUGGAGAAGGUGCAAUUGAAUGUGGGGGGCAAGUGCUUCUGCACCUUCAGGAACACCCUGCAGUCAGUGGGGGGAACAAGGCUGAGUGAACUGGCCAGGUGUCCCCCUGACCUCAUGCAUCCAAACCACUAUGACUCAAAGACCAACCAGUUUUUCUUCGAUCGCCACCCCAUCCUUUUCGAGUACAUCCUGAAUUAUUACCGCACUGGUGAGCUGCACGUGCCCAGAGACAUCUGCUGGCCAGUGUUCAACCGGGAACUGCUCUUUUGGGGUCUGGACCACUCCCACCUGGAGUCAUGCUGCUGGCAGGUGUUCCGAUCCCACGAGGACAACGAGAACACCCUCAAAGCACUCGACGAGGAGGACAAGCAAGAGAGUGGUGAUUUGCGUCUUCUGGACAAGAAUGCGUCUGCGUGGAAUCGGAAAAUGGCCUUACUCUGGCAGAUGAGUGAGGACCCCAUGUCAUCCAAGCCCGCCAAGGUAUUUGCCCUUCUAUCUCUCACCCUCAUCCUCUCCUCAGUAGCCCUAUUCUGCGCCGAGACCCACGAGUACUUCGUAGACACAGUCUACAUCAAUGCAAACCCAGAUCAACAUUACCCCAACAUCCCCCAAAACAACACCCUUUCUUCCGCCUCCCAAGUGCCCACCCCCAAUCUGCGCAAAGUGACCCGCCCGAAACACUUUCUGGUGGUAUCGGAGACUGUAUGUGUACUGUGGUUCUGCUUCGAGAUCCUGAUCCGGUUCAUAUCUUGUCCGGACAAAUGUGUGUUCAUGAAGAGUCCCUUGAACUUGAUUGACCUUUUGGCUGUGCUCCCAUUCUUCGUGUCUUUCCUUGAUUUUUCGUCCGAGGGCGGUGAGAGUCAAGCGGCUGGCAUUCUCCGAGUGAUCAGAGUGCUCCGGGUGUUCCGCGUGUUCAAACUGACCCGCCAUUCGACCGGCCUCAAGAUCCUGUGGCACACUUUGCAUGCCAGCAUGAAGGAGCUGUUCAUCCUGGCUGUGUUUCUGUGUCUGGGCGUGGUCAUCUUCGCCAGUUUGAUUUAUUAUGCAGAAAGGCUGACUGCCAAUGACAAUGAGACUGACUUCGUGGAUAUACCGCAUGGAUUCUGGUGGGCACUCGUUACCAUGACCACACUCGGUUAUGGAGACAUGGUUCCUCGUACGUUUGCGGGCCAGCUGGUAGGCUCACUGUGUGCAUUGUGUGGCCUGCUGACCAUAGCUCUGCCAGUGCCAGUCAUAGUGUCCAACUUCUCCCUUUACUACAGCCACUACCAGGCCAAGAGCAAGUUGCCACGCAAUCAGCCCCAGAAAGCCACGCCCGAACACGAUCAAGGAGAGGGGGAGGAAUCAGAUGAAGACGACAACUCCCUGACAAUAGAGAGACCAGAGAGGGGCAGAAAUGCUACCCCUAGGGCGCUCAAAAACAGUUCGGACAGAGCGGGAGCACUGGACGGAGGGAGGGGAGAUGAAAACUCGUUCAUUCAACCUACACGUCCAGAAAUCAAACAAGCAUCUAUUUAAAAACUGAUUUGUAAAUGAGCAUUUGAAUUUAGUAUUUUAAAACACUGACCCAGGGUAAAAAGCGACUACACGCAAAUUAUUAUAUGCUAUUCAAAAUUGUGUCUGAAAUUUGAUAAACAAAGCUAUAAACUAUUUGCAUGAACAGAGUCAAAUCUGAAUAUUGUACAAAAAAUUAUUAUUCAUGACACUUUUAAGAACAGAAACGGUGUUUGUAACAAUCAUGAGGUAGAUCAAAAAUUUGCCUUUGAAGUUUUUAAGUUUAAA
Messenger RNA from Symsagittifera roscoffensis, 3287 nucleotides. Its product is annotated as potassium voltage-gated channel subfamily C member 1-like. The record is from RefSeq and is a predicted model, not a curated record. Gene Ontology annotation, molecular function: delayed rectifier potassium channel activity; protein binding. Lineage: Eukaryota; Metazoa; Xenacoelomorpha; Acoela; Convolutidae. Gene Ontology annotation, cellular component: neuronal cell body membrane; postsynaptic membrane; axon terminus. The transcript is spliced from 9 exons. The coding region runs from base 1065 to 3023 and encodes 652 amino acids. Gene Ontology annotation, biological process: potassium ion transmembrane transport; protein homooligomerization.